Tetrahymena thermophila SB210 is the source of this 822-nucleotide messenger RNA. RefSeq lists its product as hypothetical. The record is from RefSeq and is a predicted model, not a curated record. NCBI's taxonomy places the organism in Eukaryota, Ciliophora, Oligohymenophorea, Hymenostomatida, Tetrahymenidae. The transcript has 2 exons.
AUGAGUGAAAUAGUAUCAAAUAAGCCUGAGAGCCAAGCAGAGUAGCUACUAAAAGCAUAAAAAAAUAAAAAGUCUUCUUCUAAAUUAUUAGUAUUUGAUGCAAAUUUAGCAAAGAGCGAAUUAGUUAAGUAAAUAGAAGUAAAAAGCACUAAGAAUUCUUUUCAUACUGGAUAGAAAUUAUUUUUGUAAGACAUUGAAGGAAAAAUUGUUGUAAAUACCCAAAAAUGUCAACAUUUUACUUUACCCUGCGUUGAGUAUACAUUAGAUAGAGAAGUAUUAGCAAAUUUGCUAAAGCAAUAUGAUGCUAAAUUUUCUGAAGAUUUGUUAAAUGAAACUUUAGAAGUAGGAAAGAAAUUAAGUAUUCUUGAUAAGUACGAAAUUGAAUUAGAUUAUGUGAACAUGGUUAGGGAAGAUUUCUUUAUUUUAAAAUACACCUCUACAUAACAUUUAACUGAACCAGGCCAAGUAGCUGAAGAACCUUUUAAAGAAUUAAUUUAAUAAUAUAAAGAAACUUUCAAGACAGAUUCUAAAUUCUUAGAACAUAUCUUUUUAAAUUCAUUGAAAGAUAUAGAAACAAGUGAAAGAUUAUUGUAAAUAGUAAAAAUUCAUGGGGAUGAUGGAAACAACAAAGAGUAAUCAAAAUAAUAAUAAAUGAUGGAUAAGCUUAAUUUGAUUGAUUUUGUAGGUGAAAAAAUGCUCCAUCUUCCUGUCUAUAAAAAAGAUACAGGAUUCUUUAAUUAUUCAUAAUACCAAGUACUCAAUUUAGAAACUCAAAAGCUCUCUGAACCCAUUCCUGUUGAAAAAAUAAAUUAUAAAAUCUGA